Messenger RNA from Zootoca vivipara (common lizard), 8998 nucleotides. It is a transcript of the gene ZBTB42, whose product is annotated as zinc finger and BTB domain containing 42. Gene Ontology annotation, molecular function: protein binding; DNA-binding transcription factor activity, RNA polymerase II-specific. Gene Ontology annotation, cellular component: nucleus. The record is from RefSeq and is a predicted model, not a curated record. Gene Ontology annotation, biological process: regulation of transcription by RNA polymerase II. Lineage: Eukaryota; Metazoa; Chordata; Lepidosauria; Squamata; Lacertidae.
AAAAAGAGCCGCUGCUCUGCGCGUGUGUUGUGUUGUGGUUGCUGCACGUUCUCCAUUGCUUUUGAAGGCCCGGGGGGGGGGGCCGGUGCUGGUGGGAGGCUCGGGAUUUUUCUUUUUUUUCCCCCGGCGCAUUCCACGCUUCCAAAGCUAAGCAGCCCCCUCCCGCUCUUCCUGGCGGCACGCGGAUUCGUGCGCUUUGGCCGGGUGCGUUUGGAGCACAAAGGGGGCCGAGAGCUCAGCGGGUUGCCUUCAAAAAGUUGCACAGAAGUCUGGCGGCGGCGGCGGCUGCAGAGUGUAUUGUGGGGAGAGCAACCGAAUGAAUUCCGGAUCUAAGAUAUAUGUGUGUGCCUGGUUCCCCCCCCCCAUCACCCUCCCCUGAAAAAGUUUUCAAAUUGCAAGUGCCGAACUGUCUGCUCCUCCGGCUGCUGCGCCCCGCACCUCUCCAAAGGUCAAGCGGUUAUGUCCUCCAUUUCGAGUAAUACGAUUUGUUACUUAAGUAACUUUUCCCGGGGUGGAGGAGGAGGAGGGUUGUGGCGGCGGCAGGAUUUAGAAGGAGGGAAGGACUCGCUCAGUUUAAGUUUGAGAUUUAAUAAUGGCUAUAAUUGGGGGGGAGGUUGUUGGAACUUUAAAAGGCAGCAAGCUGUGGUUGGCUGGUAGUUAGAUUUGAAGUAACAUAUGGCAUUAAAAGGGGCACAGCUGGAGGUUGCAUUUCCAUCGCAGUGAAGUCAGAGCAGCUGACUUUCCAGCUUGCGGUGUAAUUAGCAAACGGAGCACUCCCUCCCAUUCGCUCCUCGCUCCUCUCUUCCCCCCCCACUCUUUUUUCACACACAUACAAGCUUUCUUCCGUUACUGGCUAGCAGAAAACCCUUGCUCUUUCCAAUCCCUUGGGUGAUCACCCACUUGAAAAGGCAAGGAGGGGGGGAAAACAAAACAGAAACCCAAACCAGCUUGAGUUCUCCCAUAACUCUCUUUUUGGGGGGGCGUGGGGGGAGAGAGAAAGGAGACUGUCUUUUCCUUCUCCAAAUGAGCCCUUCAACCCCCUGCUCAGCAGCUGUUCAAGGUUAUGAAGGAAGAAUGGAGUUUCCAGACCAUAGCCGGCAGUUGCUGCAGUGUCUGAGUCAGCAGCGUCACCAGGGCUUCCUGUGUGACUGCACUGUUUUAGUUGGAGACACUCAGUUCCGAGCCCACAGAGCGGUCCUCGCCUCCUGCAGCAUGUACUUCCAUCUUUUCUACAGGGACCAGCUAGACAAAAGGGACAUUGUGCAUCUGAACAGUGACAUCGUCACCGCCCCGGCCUUCGGCUUGCUCCUUGAAUUCAUGUACCAAGGCAAGCUGGAGUUCAGCAGCCUCCCGGUCGAGGAUGUGCUCGCCGCAGCCAGCUAUCUGCACAUGUACGACAUUGUGAAAGUCUGCAAGGGCAAGCUGAAAGAUAAGGAAUUGUGCGUGGACGAGAAGACGAACGGCAGCGGAGGGGCCCAUUCGGAGAAGGAUGCUGGGGUCCUGGAUGACGGAGUACUACCCUUGGGGCAUGGCGAGUUCAGCUCCGGAGAGAAAUACAAAAUGAUUGCUGCAGAAUACGAACGUUCUGCUGGAAAGGAAAAGGGCAGCAGUUACCCAGGCUGGCCUCCCGAUCUUGUCGGCUCCGUGUUAGGCGAGGCAGAAUUGGAAACCGUGGCAGCUGAAAAAACAAGGGCGAACGUCAGCAGUUCGGUGGGACCUGCGUCCCAAAGACCUCCUCGCCACCCCUUGGCUUCGAGGGAGGCCGAGUGUGCUUUAGACCUGUCUUUCAAGCCCCUGGCAGGGCGGAAUGGCUUCCAGCCCUCCUACAUCUUCGGGCAGCUGGCUGCCGACGGGCCACCGCUGCAGGGGAGCGAGCCCUUUGUCAAAGACGAAGAAGAGUCUCUGUCGGAUGGGGAAGACGGUGAGGAGAGGGGCCUAGAAAGCCGGCGCUAUGGGAAUUCUGGCCAGAGCCUGGCUCUAGGGCUGGGGACCAUGUUUGUUGCCAGCAACGGGGACACUCCCGUGACCCCGGAGGAAGAUGUCGACCAGGAGCGGGAGGCAAGCGAGGACGACAUGGCCUCCUCCGACGUCUCGUCCUCGGGGGUCGUGGUGCCAGCCGGGCACAUUUGCAUCUGCCCGCUCUGCAGCAAAGUCUUCCCCAGCCCGCACGUCUUGCAGCUCCACCUCAGCUCCCACUUCCGAGACAAGGACGGCUCUCGGACCAGGCUCUCUCCGGACGGGUCGGUGCCCACCUGUACCCUGUGCGGCAAGACCUUCUCCUGCAUGUACACGCUGAAGAGGCACGAGAGGACUCACUCCGGGGAGAAGCCGUAUACCUGUGGCCAGUGCGGCAAGAGCUUCCAGUACUCCCACAACCUCAGCCGCCACGCAGUGGUGCACACGAGAGAGAAGCCGCACGGCUGCAAGUGGUGCGAGAGACGCUUCACGCAGUCCGGGGAUUUGUACAGACACAUCCGCAAAUUUCAUUGUGGCCUUGUAAAGUCGCUGGUGGUUUGAGGGAAGUUGUUGCCGUUUCAAAAGACACCCGUCUGAUCUUCAUGCCGGUUCGCUUUGGGCAAAUGAUACGGGGAAGGAGGGUGGAUGGAAAAUAAUGUAGGUCUACAUUUCAUUGCCGGGGGGGGGGGGAGGCAACCUUUGUCCCACCUCUCCCACCCUGGCCCUCCGUAGUCCAGGAGCGGCGGCAACGACACUUAACGUUCUGUUGCUGUUUUUCUGUGUAAAGCAGGUAAAAUGAAUUUUAGUCUGUAGAUAGCUUAAUCCAAAAUCCUUUGGAUAGAAGCUGAUUUAAUCCAGUUGAUUGGCCUAAUUGGUCUGUGCCAGGUGGGUUGUUCUGUUGCUACAGGUAUGUUUUGCCCUGCUGGUUUUGAAGGUGCGCUGUUGCACCCUCUGCAAGUUUAAAAGGAAUUGGAGAGAGAUGUGAACCUUGAUCCCAAACGGCAGUUUAGGUAGGACAGACUGUACUGCCUAUAUAGGAGCUGCCUCCCCCCCCAAAAAAAUUAUCAUUCAUCUCUCUGUCACAGGUGCAUCAAGUAGGCAGUUUUGGAACACAGUGGCCUGAGUUUCUCUCCCACUCUGGAUGUAACUUUUUCGAUUCAACCUUUUAAAUACGCUCCAGACAGAUAGAACUUCAGGCAGUGUGAAAGUGAUAGCUGGGACAAAGAUUUGUGCCUCAUGGGGACUAAUCUGGAAUAAUAACAACAACAAUUUUAUUACUUAUUUGCUACCCAUCUGGCUGGGUAGCUGCAGCCACUCUGGAUAGCUCCCAACACACUAAAAACACAGCUAAACAACAUUGGAAAUCAGUGUAGCACCAUCCUGCAAAUUCUCUUGACUAUUGGCAGCAAAAGUGUUCUGAAUUUGGAAACUUAAGCUCUCACCUUGCUGCUCUUCUCCAUUUUUGGUGGGUGGGUGGAUUGCAAUUCUAGUGAAUGGUGCUGAAAUAUUUCAACCUGUGGGGCGUCAUCUCUCAGGCCUGGUUCACAAAUGACCCCAGCGUGGAGUGGGUGUGUCCUAUGGCUAGGUGGUCGGGGGGGGGGGAAGGAUUUGGAGCUCUUGUGCCUUUAAUAGUUGCAUGCCUCUGGAAUUCCCCCUUCUACCCAACUAUUAAGGUGCAGGAGACCCUCUCCUCCUUUGCAUCUUGUUAUCCCUGUCUGUCGCUCACCUUGUGCAGAACUGUUGAAUGUAAACCUGGCCUCCAUGCAGAGAAGCCAUUUUUGUGCUACAAAAAAGGAACAGGCAGGUGUUUGGCUGGGGGCUGCCUGCAAAGGCCUCGAUUCAUGAAGUUUUGAUGUGCCGUGGGAGAAAAUACUUAGUGAGGUGCAGACAUCGUAACUGUGUCACCUCAGUAAAAACCGCUUCCCUCUAUUAAUAAGAGAGCUCCAGUUUUUGCUUCUAACAAAAGCCGCUUUCUUGCAAGUAAAUGCCCUCCUGGAGCAAGAUCAGGCCCUGGGAAACAGGAUGUUGUUCCCCUUCCUGGGUGCCCAUUGGUCAGAGGCACCAGUCCACCAAAAGAUUCCAUCCUCUCCAUUGCUUGGUGAAUAGCAGACAUGGUUUGUGUAAGGGAGAAAGAAGGAGAGAUGAAUAGCCAAGGUGCUAUUGAGCUUUCCCCAUUCUCUGAUGGUGGCAUCUUCUGGUGAAAGUAGGUAGGGAUACCUGAAUCUCCACCCAUUUCUGCUUGCAGUUGCACCUGCCUUCCCUUGGGGCCUAAGUUGGGGGUGCCACCUGUGAGCCAUGCCUCCCCAUGUAGCUGCCUCAUACACCUGUGGUUUCUUCUGCAGCUGUUGGCACAUCCUUGGCCAACCUGGCACCCUCCGGAUGUUUUGGCCUGCAGUUCCCACCGGCCCCAGACAGGAGUGGUGGUCCAAAACCUUGGGGUGUGUUCGCCAGUUUAGCCAAGAGUGUAUUAUGAGCCGGUACCAUUUAACUCCUGCCACGAAGGAUGAAUUAGCAGUUGCUAAUGUUUAGCCCAUUAUGGUUAAAGGCAUAGGAACAGAACCGGUUAUUCUGUUUUUAAUUAUUAUUAUUAUUAUUAUUUUCGUGGCUCACUUGCCCCUUUUUCAGUUUUGAGCAAGCAAGCUAAGCUGGUGAAUGUUCUGCCCUGCACACUUGUUUGCGUGCGUGCAAAUGCUCCUGUUGAAUGCACAGGGGCAUGUAUAUUUGUUCUUGCGUUCUCUCUCUCUCUCUCUCACACACUUUCUCUCUCUCGCUACUUUCUCCCUUUCUCUUAGCAUGGGGGGGGGAGUUUGGCUCCUUUAAGAGCAUCUGCAAGUCAGAAAUGGGACACUAAUCAGGAAACAGAGUGCCGCUUUUUAUUUCUUGGUUUUCUUUUCAUCCCUCCACCCCGCGCCCUUGAACUCACCGGGCCUCGCUUGACCCUUGUAGAGAACACAUCUGGUCGGAACAGCUGGUGGGGGGAAGCCUGGGGAGAAAGGGUGGGCUCAAAUGGGGCCCAGAGGAAGUUUGAAUCGGGGGAUCGGAAUAAGGGAAGGUGCCAUCACUAUAUCAUUUCUUCAAGGGGGGGGGACGCUAUUUAAGGGUGGUUGGUUUUUCCCCCCUUUUGCAGUGUGCAGGCAGUUUGAAGGACCUUUUCUUGAAUUCAGCAUUUCAAAACUACUACCCGGUAGGAUGUCUGCCGUGCUCUGGAGAAGUCUUUUUGUGUGAUGCCCGUUCUUGUUCCAUAGAGUUGGAAAUGGCUUACACUAAAUUAAGGAUUUACACUAUGUUAAAAGGUUUUAAAUCUCCCCAAUGUUUUUCCUCCAAUGCUUUUUGUUUUGCUCUUGGUGAUAUUAACUAUUUGUCUCAGUAGGGUCAGAUUUUAGCCAAGUUCCACUUGGCCAUUCACAUGGUUCACUCCAGACAAGCAAAGCUUUGUCACAUUGUUUUGGGAGUGUGGGUUCGUUUUUUCUUUAGUUAAGAGAGAUUGAAACGCUGUAGAGUUAGAACAAAUCUGGGGUGUUAUUUCAACAAAUUUCUGCCUAAUUCCAGAAUGUCUUUGCAGUCAAGUCAUUACAUAUCAGGUUAUGCCUUCUUAAAUCCAUUCAAUGUAUAUUUUUUUGCAUACGCGAAACUUAAAAAAGAAAAGAAAAAAGAUUGCACUUGAAUGUAAUUCUGUGGCAUUGGCAUCUAGUGAAUGGGACUGUAGAAGGAUUGCCAAUUCAAAUUUACGGAUGUUUUCGGAUUCUCUUAAAGUGAAAACCAUCUCAUUCGGAAUUUUCAUGGGUUUUCUUUUAAUAUUAUGGAAGCACUGAAAUAAUUUGCCCUAAAGGGCAUGUUAUGUUAUCUCGCAGAAUGAGACAACAUAGUCCUGCAUUUCUAAUGACUGGGAUACCACCACCCCUGCCCAGAGGGGACAUGACGUCAUGGGAGGGGAUGAGGUGCUCAGCCCAAAGCCUUCUUUGAUUUUUGCCACAAAAGUUCUCACUACUGAAGAGGCAACCCUCUGAGAUUUAAAAAAGAGGCUUGCCUCUUCAACUACCAGAACAAAUGCAUGUGUGGCUUUCGUUCUCCUGUACACAUGUCUUCCCUGUUGGUUCCUAUCCAAUGUAUUUAGGAAGUCAUGCUAUGAAGGAGCAAUAUUAAUAUCAUUAUAGAAACACUAUUUGAGGUAGUGUGGUGGUGGAAUUGUGAGGGAAGCAACUGCUUUUUCUUCAGAUAAGAACUGACGGGUUGCAGUUCCUUUCCUAUUCCUCUCUUAAAUUACGAGUGCACAUAUAAUGUGAAUUUUUACUUCUAUUUAUAGAACGUCUAAAUGGAAUUCAUUUGUUACUGUACAAAGGUUCUUGCUAACGUAUGUGAGGCAUGUCAGAGCAGUACAUGCCUGAGAUAUGUGACUAUGGUACUGUGGUUUUACUUCAUGUCCGUCUCCCCCCCCCCCCAAAAAAAAACCCACCUUGGAUUGGAAAUAGCACUGAACAAAACUUUCAAAAAUUAAGUUAUUUCUUUUCUGUUUUAAACUUUUAAGUUAUAUAAAUAUAUUUUUUUUCCUCCUGAUGAUACUUGAUACGGUAUUUAUUAGAUUUUUUUUAAUGGAAUGCUUACUUUGAGCUUUUUCUUUUCUUUUCCAGAAUAACAGGCUUGAAAACUCUGUGUAAAUUUAAUUUUAUUUCUUUACAUGUUUAAGAAGCGAGAACGUGUGAAUCGGUGCAUAGAAUGUAGGGCUGUUCAUUUCCUCAUCCCAGUGAGAAUUCCAGCAUGCACAUGGGAUCUUUGUUAACUGCAAUAGCCAGCCUGCUGCUCUUGCAAAGGUUUUGGAUUAGUUGCAGUCCUAAACACCUGCCGACAGAGGUGAAAUGCUGCUUCCAAGUGGAUCUCCACCUCCUGUUGUAAUGAACAGGGACAGUGAAUGUGCCUAGGUCUCUGGAUCGGGGUACUUGUUCGUUUCCUCCUCCUCCUGGUAUUUUUGUAGAAGGAUUUUAAUUUUUAAUUUUUUUUAGAAGUGCCAUAUGACACCAUUGGAUUCGGCUGGUGUAUUAGAGGGUUGAAAUGAGUUUGCAUCUAGGAAUCUUGAACUUUUUAGCAAGGGCUGCAGCGGGGAGGGGACGAAGGUGACAGGUGUGCCCACCUUAAAUGAAUUGUUGAAGCAUUGUCUUUUUGAUUGUUCUCUCUCCCAACUUUUCUGGGUUGGUGUUUUGUUUUUUAAAAAAGAAGUUUGCACUUUUGAGAUUACUUCUGUUUGUUCUUUGGGUUGUUUUUUUAAGGUUGCAAUAGUUCUGAGCAUGUUUGUUUGUUUGAAAAAAGGUUCCUUACUCUACAGGAAAGUACUAAAACCUUGCACAUUGAGGUGUCUUCAUUAUUAUGCAGCAACUGUUCUGCCUUGCAAAGAGCAUGAUUGGAAAGUCCUUUUUGACUCCCAUUCUCGGUUUUGAUUUCACCCCGAGUCAGGAUUUUACCUUGAUAAACUGCUUUACUUAAACAAAACACUGGAUUUGUCUUAUGCUCCAAACCGAUACUGUGAAAAAAAAAGUUUUGGAAGAAGAAGGAAAAGAGAGAAAGAUAAAUCAGUUAUUUUUAAUUGCUUUUAAUUUUGAUGCAGUUCAGAGUCAAAUAUGUAUAUUUAAAGACACUAAUUUUUUGUGGGAGAGUUUUUUAUAGUAUACAGUAUGUAGAAAAGCUAUUGGAAUGAGCUAUAUUUUAUAUAUAAAAAAAGUUCUUUCACUGUUUUAUAGUGAACUAUUUCCCCUACCCUACGCCCAGUGUUAGGUCUAUGCUGUGUUUAGCUUAGGUUGACAAUCGCAUAUAUAUAUAUACAAAAAAAGGCGUUGACAGUUUUCCCUUCAUGUUUAGUUUCCGUGUGGAGUUUUUCUCUCAACUUUUUGUUUUGUUUCGUUGCAAUUGUGUGUUGAUAUGUGCUGUUUUAAGAAAAGGAAAAAAAAAGAAACUGUGACAAUCGUGAUUAGAACUGCUGUCUUUAUUAAAUAAAACAUGUUAGAGUUACAAAAGAAAUCCUUGUUCUAAAAAUUCACGGCGAAGAAGAAAUUAUGUUGGAAGGCACUUGGGAUUUUAAGAAGAACUGAGAUGGCUCAGUCGGUAGAGCAUGAGACUCUCUUAAUUGCAGGGUUGUGGGUUCGAGUCCCACGUUGGGCAAAAGAUCCCUGCACAGCAGGGGGUUGAACUAGAUGACCCUCAUGGUACCUUCCAACUCUGAUUCUAAGAAGCUAGAUUCACCUGUAGCUCCCUGAAUGGUUACCUUUAUGAUACAUGUGAUUGCAAAAUUGCCCCCCUCCUCAUUCUCGAUGCAUGCUAAAGAGAUGGGUGAAGCGAUGCCUUUUAUCUUGUUCCUGUUUGCAAACAAAACACACCUUGAACCUUUUGAGUCUGCCUUAUUCCUCCAUUAAAAAAAAAAUUCACAGUGGUGGUGCCGUUGGUAUGAAAUCCAUCCUGAGUCACAUCUGGGGUUGUAAUAACCAUUUGAAGGCCAAUGGGCUUUUGUGUCUAAUGGCAAACUUUCCCUCUGUUUACCUGUCUGAUUCAAUAGAACGAUGCCCUAGAUUCCCCCCCCCCCAAUUUUUUGGCAAACGAAAUUCCAUCCAAAGUUACAUAGCUUCAGUUUUGUUACCUUCAAUGAGUGAUUUAAUACUUUGGUUACUUUCCUCAGGGCCAGAAGUUUUCACAAUAAUAAAAUUAAUAUGUAAAGUAAAAUAGAAACAGUUCAUAAAAACCAAUUACAGUGGUACCUCGACCUACGAACGACUCGACAACCGAAUUUUUUGACUUACGAAUGGGGCAAAUGGCCGCACGCUUAUGAAUUUCUCGACAUCUGAACGGAAACCGCGGCGGUUUUAGAUAGGGUUUUUUCGACUUACGAAUUUUUAGAUGGGGUUGCUUUGACUUGCGUUUUUCCCCGUUUCCAAUGCAUUCUUAUGGGAAAUCGCGUUUCCAAUGGCACUUUUCGACUUACAAAUUUUUCGACCUAUGAAGGUGCCUUCGGAACGGAUUAAAUCUGUAAGUCAAGGCACCACUGUAUAGUUUUAAAGCAAGU